Acanthoscelides obtectus is the source of this 1428-nucleotide messenger RNA. Lineage: Eukaryota; Metazoa; Arthropoda; Insecta; Coleoptera; Chrysomelidae. The record is from the annotation of a GenBank genome assembly.
GUUGCUUGACGCAACGACACAGGCUAGUCUUGUGUUUUAUGACUCCAGUAAAGAAAUGUUCUAUUUUUUAAAUAAAAAUUAAUAUUAUUUAUAAUUAUUUAUAACAGUUCUCGUUUUAGGUACUGUUUUACGAUGGCCGAUGAACACUUUAUUUAGCGACGGCCACGCUAAAAAAUGACACCGAAAUUAUGAUUAGCAAUAUUACCAUUGAUGACCGAGUCGAAUCUCAAAAUGCACCAAAGAAACUGAGUGCUUUGCGCUUUACCAUAUGGCGUUUGUUAGCUUUACUUUGUACCUUGAGUGUAAUACUAUUUGCACUUAUUAUUUUCAAAACAUACAUAAAAAGUAUACUUCUUUGGCUGGAAAAGCAAGACUCUCUAGUCAUAGCAGUGACAAUAUGCUUCCUAUAUAUUUUAGUCUCUCUUCCAAUCAGUAUAGGAUAUAUCAUUCUAGUUGUUGCAACAGGGUAUUUAUUUGGGAUAGCUAAAGGUUUACCACUAGCUAUGUUUGGUGCAAACUUUGGCCUGUUUGUAGCUCAUAAUGUUCUCAAAAUGGUAGGCCAUCAUCACAGCAUUUAUAGAUAUACUCAGAAUGAAAUGGCACAGGCAAUAAUGAGGGUAAUAACUGGUCCAUUGUGCUUCAAAAUUGUACUUUGUUCAAGACUGACUCCUAUUCCACUGGGGCUCCAGAAUACUAUAUUUGCAAUGAGUAAUGUAAGUGGUAAAAUUUACCACAUAGCUUCCUUAUUCGGAUUUUUUCCUGCACAGUUGAUUGGGGUUUAUGUUGGUUCUACUCUACGUUCUAUGCAAGAUGUCAUAGAAAACAAACAUAUAUCUUCUGCUACAUAUAUAUUUGCAGCUAUCCAGUUGAUAAUGGGUGCAUCAGUGAUGUUAUAUUUGGGUACCAAAGCAAGAAAGGAACUGUUGAGGGUACUGGCAGAGGCAGAUGAUUCUGUAAAGUCUCCUGGAUAUUUGAUAGCAUGAUAUUUUUUAUUAAAAAUUGUGUGACAAUGGCAACCAGAAGUCUGUUGUACAUUUAGUCUCAGGAGCCUAUCAUAGAACUACUUAGUGAUUCCAAACUUGUUACUAUUCACCUUAUACCAUGUUUCCAUCAGCAUGUGUAUUGGUAGUCAAACAAUGGAAUGGUAUAAUUGUAUAAAAAUAAUCUGCUUGGAUAGAUUAUUUCACUUGUUUAUUUAUAACUAUUCUGCAAUGUUACAUUUUUUAUUUCUACUUCAACUUUUUCAAGAGAAUAUUGAAGUUUUGAAAUGCUAGUUUUAAUAUCUGUAUUGUAUGGCAGACUCUUGGUUUGUUUGGUGUUUUAGCAUUUAACAUUCUUGACCAAAUAUAGAUCUAAUGUUCUAGUAAAUUAUAACAAAGUUGAUAUUUUUGUAAAGACAUCUAUGUAUGUACUGUGAUAGAAAUGUAU